Molecule: messenger RNA, 1108 nt
Organism: Leptinotarsa decemlineata (Colorado potato beetle)
Lineage: Eukaryota; Metazoa; Arthropoda; Insecta; Coleoptera; Chrysomelidae
Source: RefSeq, a predicted model, not a curated record
ACGGGCAGCGCCAACGUCGAAAACAAGAUAAAAAUAAAACGUAAGAUGGACGAAAAUUCGAAAAUCCUAACAUUGAUCAGGUGGUAGUGAGCGUGCCAAGUAACGUGAAGCAAAAAAAGUCUGUGUUUGAUAAUUGUUUGUGUGUGACAGUUGUGAAAAAACAUUAAAUGGCUUUACUUAUGUGGCUGUGCGGGAAGUUUUUAAACAGAGAUUCUAGUGUGAAAGUUGUGUAAUCUCGUCUGUAUAUCAAUGACAUAGGAUAUCAAUUAAAUAUAAGCUUUUUCAUAGAAUGGAAAAGAUGCCUUCUUCCGGCACUACCAUUCCGGAAAUCAUUAGACUUCAGCUGAGGAAGCCGAAAAGUUGGCACUGGGAAUUAUCUACUUCGAAGUCUUCACCGCACAUUAUUCUUCCGGUUAUCCAACUAUAUGAUUACAAGGGCCAAUUGUUGGUGGAAACCGCGGAUAAUGAAGAUACUUCGAGGACAAUUUGCCGGAGUAACGAGGCGGCUAGAAGACGAACUUCUGAUGAAAAGUCAAGCCACCUGACCAGGUCUAGGAGCGACACGUCGGACAACUUCAACAAAAAUAAUUCUUCGAGUUUCAAUUCGGUGAAUCGUCGAGACAGGAAGAGACAACAAAAUAAUUUCGUUAAAAUUCCCGACGAAAGUUUCGAAGACCCGAAAAGAAAAACUUUCGAAGUCGAAGGAAAGGCUGCGCCCGGUUUUCCAGAUAGAAAUGGAAUCGCGGAAAAUCACAGGAAAGAUAAUGGACGAGGUUCUAAUCGACUGUCUAAGUGUCAAAGCGAUAUUUAUGGUUUAGGAGAUGAACUGAGACUAUGCUCGUUGGCAGAGAUAUUUUCAAAACUUAAUGAGGUCAACCAAACCCUGCAAGGAAAUCAUAUCACUCCUUUUCGGGUUAAUGAUAAAGUAAGUGCUAUGAAAAAGAAACUGAAUCAAGCAGCAAAACAAGCAGAACUGAAGAAGGUGUCGCUGUUUCCAACGCUCGAGAAUUUCGUCGAAGAAAAUGACCUCAAACUGAGUCCUGUACUUCUGACGGACAUCAAAGCACACUCUUGGUUUGAUUCAAAGCUACAACAUAUAUUUUCCUGA